This is a messenger RNA of Colossoma macropomum (tambaqui), 1663 nucleotides long. RefSeq lists its product as uncharacterized. The coding region runs from base 291 to 1046 and encodes 251 amino acids. NCBI's taxonomy places the organism in Eukaryota, Metazoa, Chordata, Actinopteri, Characiformes, Serrasalmidae. The record is from RefSeq and is a predicted model, not a curated record. The transcript is spliced from 2 exons.
UAUGACUGGUGUAUGGUUUUAAGUUACUCUACCCGCCUCUGCAAGGCUAUAUAAUCCUCACCCACCCUCCCUGGGUCCAGGUUAAAGCAGUGUGCUAACCAGGACCCUCUGGUCUGACGUAAAUCUGGGCCUGUACGCUGAAAGUGUGUGUGUCUAGUCACAUGUAGCUCAGGGACUUUAUUUCGUAACCAAACGACCUUUACGUUUAUAUUCUUCAAAACGUUAAGUAAAGGAUCGGGCUUCACUGAAAUAUCUCAAGACUGGCCUACGGAGGAGUGUGAAAGCCAGCGAUGGCCUCAACUCCGUCUGCCUCAGCGCUGUCAGCUGUUCUCCGGUGUAAAAGACCCACAACUUCUGCUUACCGCCUCGGACUGACCUACGGAGCGGUGCCCUCCGUUUCCAGAGCCGAAAAUCCGGAGGAGCCGAAGAGGAGCAGCUCUCUGUGGGGAUCUGUUUUGCCGAAAGCGCCAGUGGAUUUUCCCAGAGUCCCGUCUGUUUCAGUCCGGUUGGAGUUUGCCAAACUCAGAGAGCAAAAGAGGCAGAAGAGGCAGAUAAAACAGCUGUGUAACCUCCCCACAAGCAGGGACUCUGGGCUGUGUAAGGCUGCGAGUUGUACCAGCUCAAACACAGGCAGGAAAGCAGCACAAGUAGUACACGAGUCCAGGAUGCCUGAGGCGGACACUUCAGAGUCAGCGAGUCGUUUGGGUAAAAUCCUCGGUUGUCUUCGGGUGGGUGACACUCUCUCAGUGAGGUUAACCUUACUUUCUGAGCCUGGGAAGGUGCUGUGUGUGGGUUGUAAGACGGACCACAAUGUGAGCUCAGUGAGCCAAGCCAUUUCCCACCACGACCACCACCAAAUCUUCUUCAUGUUAAGGACCACACUGCUGCAGCUCACUGCGUUUGUUUCUGAACUUGUGCGAGCCAAACUUGGAACUGUCAGGAGGAAGUGUCCUGUGGAUACUAAUAAGUUGACUGGAUGUGUCAAGUGUGCUUCUGAUCAUGGAACGAAGGAUAAAACCAAGAAAGACCUGGAACCUGGAACCUGAUGUGGUCACUGCUGCUGAAUACGUAGUUCAUUCAGCCAUUAUCCUUGAACAUAUCUUCCAUUACAAGAGAGUCUAAAUCAAACUCAUUUUCUGACUAAAAGGUAGUCCACAAUCUGUGAAACCAAGACUAGGCUGUGUUGCAUCACCUGGGACAUGUUCCUAAAAAUGUAGACUGCUCAAAUUACCAAAGCUGCAAGAGCGCCCCUGCACGAAACACAAAUUCUGCCUCUGGCUAAUUGCUUGCUACAAAGUUUGUCAAAAUAUCAACACAGGAUGUAAACCUCUGAUGCAUCCACUAUAUUCUCAUUAUAUACACUAAUAAGGGCUAAUAUUCAUUUGUUCAUGUUUAUAACUUUAAAGUAAAAUCUACUUAUUGCACUUGCGAUAUUUAAUUGUUCAAUUUUCAUUUGUUUGUAAAUGCCUUUGUUUAAGUGAUGACACCUUGAUUACAUGAGUACUGUUAGCCUGUGACACAGGUUGUGUCCGGAUGUAUGCCUGUACUAAUGCUGCUUAUUUGAAUGUCAAGAUUAUGUAAAACUAUGAAGUGAAAUAUAAAGUGAAGCUGUCGUUUUAACAGACUAAAUAAACUUCACUGAACUGAGCGUUUGUAACUCCCA